Messenger RNA from Trichoderma harzianum CBS 226.95, 1077 nucleotides. RefSeq lists its product as hypothetical. The record is from RefSeq and is a predicted model, not a curated record. Gene Ontology annotation, molecular function: tRNA binding. The annotation marks the transcript as partial. The transcript has a single exon. Gene Ontology annotation, cellular component: nucleus. Lineage: Eukaryota; Fungi; Ascomycota; Sordariomycetes; Hypocreales; Hypocreaceae. Gene Ontology annotation, biological process: tRNA N1-guanine methylation.
CCCAUGUCCAAAAACGCCCUCAAGCGUCUCCGCAGGCAAGAAGAAUGGGAAGCCGGCAAAGACGACCGCCGCAAGCGCCGCAAGGAAAAGCGCCACGAGCGCAAAUCCCGCGUCCGCUCCGAGCGCGCCGCCCUCAUCGCCCAGGGCGUCGACCCUCUGGAGCUGCAGAAGAAGAAGACUCCCUCUACCCUGACCCCCGUGGGCAUCAUCAUCGACUGCGACUUUGAGGAGUACAUGAUGGACAAGGAGCGCGUCUCGCUGUCCAGCCAGGUCACGAGAGCGUACUCCGACAACAGGCAGGCAAGGUACCGCUCGCAUCUCUGGGUCGCGGGCUUCAACAAGGGGAUUGCGAAGCGCUUUCACGAGGUGCUUGGUGGUGUGCACAAGAACUGGAAGGGUGUCUGGUUCCACGACGGCGACUUCACUAGUUGUGCGGCAAAGAUUCGUGAGCGCCUGAAUGCCUCCGACGGCAGCGGAGGUGAAAUGAUUGAGUCGCUACAGCGCAGUCUCGACGAGCCUUCGACAUGGACUCGUGAUGACACCGAUCCUUUUCCUAUUGAUAGUCCGGAGCCGCCUCUGGAUGAGGCGAACAAGGAUAUUGUGUACUUGUCAUCUGAUUCUCCUUACACACUCGAGCGCUUGGAGCCAAACACAUGCUAUGUCGUGGGUGGACUUGUCGACAAGAACCGUGAAAAAGGUCUUUGCUAUAGACGUGCGCGGGAGUUGGGCAUUCGAACGGCAAGACUACCGAUUGGCCAGUUCAUGGUGAUGCAGAGCCGGCAAGUCCUGGCGACGAACCAUGUUGUUGAGAUUAUGCUCAAGUGGCUGGAGUGCGGCGACUGGGGCCAGGCUUUUUUGAGCGUGAUCCCAAAGAGAAAGGGCGGAAGAUUAAGAAGUGAAGAUGUUGGUGAUGGUGAAGAGGUUGAGGAAGGGGGGCAGGAAGAGGAUGAUGAGGACGAUGAAGACGAGGAGGCGGAGGCAUCAGAAACCAAAGCACAAGAUGCUUCAACAGCUGAAGUAUCGGCUGAUGCUGCAGAUGAAAGCCACGCUGAACAAGUAAACGAGACAUCAUCAUAG